AUGUCUUCUGGACACCGCCGUUAUUUCCUGGCUGCUGUUGGAGCGGCUUCGCUAGCGGCUUUCUUGUACCUAAUGGAACGACGAAGGAAACGCCAGAUCAGUAGGGCGGUUCAGAAACCCGCCAAACCGUCUCUAGAUACUGUACUAGAAGCAGAGCCUCUUAGUAGGCAGCCAUCUACAGCAUCAGCACCUGCUACAGAUGCCCCGGCCCCCGUCCCAGAAGUAAAAGUGUCCUACCCUGUAGCCGAAUCCAAACAAACGUCAGUAAAGCCCUCGCCCCCAAUGACGUCAGAAUCUCAUAACGUGCAGCCGGCUCCAGAAGUGCCACAGGAAAAGGCGGCCGAAGAGAAACAGGUUCGUUGCUUGUCUUGAUGUUGUCGUUCCGGUCUAACCCUCAUCGAUGUCCUAUCCUGUGCCCGUUUUUUAAUUCAUAGGCAACCCUUUGUGACUUUCAAAAAGAAGUCAUGAGUUCGCCGCUAGACAAAAAACGUAAUAGUAAUAAGCGGCGAAGACUUUUUGAUUAGCUGCCUGUUAACUAGACUAACUUUUUUCGUUUAUUAGUUGCCUACACAAUGUUCGUCGACAAUCUUAACCUUCUCGUUUUAGGAUAAACAAAAGGACAUGACAAAAAAAGUCCCAAAAGUACCAAUAGUACGAGUAGACCAGGAAGAAGUUUCGGAUACGGUAUGUCUAUUACGUAACCACUAAAUUACAUUUUUAGGGGAGUGUCAAGUCUCUGGUCGUAAACACCGAAACACAGAAGAAAACAGUGACAGAGAUAACACAAAUCCCGGCCGAAACUGAAUACAAAAACGCUGAGAGCCCGUCACAGUCUUCUACCAACAGCGAGGGAUCAGCUGACAGCGGAAGAGCUACCGGAGGGCCCAACUGCAGCCCAUUCGAACAUCACAAUGACUAUGAAAUCUACCCGGUCUACGAGUUCGAAGUGCCCAACACUUUGGUCGGUCUGAUCAUCGGGGUACAAGGAAAAACCAUUUCUGUAAGGCUACCCAAUCGUUACAUUAUUAUCUUGUUUAGGAACUAUGCAAUCGUGCUCAAGUCAGGAUGUUAAUCAGACCACACCACACGUUAACCAGGGUAGAGACCCAUCAGAUCUGCUCCAUCGAAGGAAAACGACAAAACAUCAACAAGUGUUUGCACAUGAUAAGAUACCGAUUCCCUCAGAACAGAUUCCCUGAUCUCAACCUGAAGCCGGUGUUGCCACCUACGAUCCUCGACGCUCCAAAAGUUGUCGGUUCUGAGCCAACAGCGGUAAGAACAACUAGUUGUUUUAUUAAUUAUGUAAUCUUUAAAACUAUUUGAAUUAAUCUUCAUGUGUAAUAUACACUCUUUUAGCUGAGUCUACCGGUCGGCGUACCGUGUGAAGUUUUCGUGUGCUCCAUCGUGGACUCUGGUCACUUCUUUGUUCAACUUCCCACACAUCCCACCUUCUCGUCACUUUCCACCCUCGACUACUACACAAUGAAUAUUUACAGUAACCUGUCCGGUAUCCCAGUUUUACCUAAACCGUGUAGCCCCGGUGUUGUAUGUAUUGCCCCAACCUGUAGCGGAUGGUUCCGUGCCAUCACUCUGCAUCACAAUGAGAACGAUGACACCGUACUCGUCAGAUUCGCUGACUACGGGGGUUUCGCGACCUUGCCCAGAACAGAGCUAAGGCAGAUUCGAUCAGAUCUAACGUCAUUACCUAUGCAAGCCAUCGAGUGCUACUUGGGCUACGUACAGCCUUCUGACGGCACCGUGCAUUGGAGUAAGAAUGCUGUGGAUGUAUUCACUAAACUAUGCUCAAGCAAAAUCGUUCAUGCAGAAUUGAUUGGAUACCACAAGGACAACAACAUUCCCUACGUUAAAUUGUGCACUGUAGAUGAAAAGAAGAAUGUAAGUUUAAGUUUCGUGUCAUAUCUAAACCAUUUGCUUUAUGUUUACUUACACCUACUUUAUGGUAUCAGAUUAAUAUAAAAAUAUCACAUUUUUGAAAUAAAAACUUUUCAGGUAAAACGCGUAGACCAGGUUCUAUUAGAACUGGGCCAUGCCAAACCCGCAGAUCCAGCCAAGAUGGUGGGAGUCCAAUCAGCUGCUCGCAACGCUCCGAUCGCUAGAAAGAAGCACUAA
This is a messenger RNA of Bursaphelenchus okinawaensis, 2130 nucleotides long. NCBI's taxonomy places the organism in Eukaryota, Metazoa, Nematoda, Chromadorea, Rhabditida, Aphelenchoididae. The record is from the annotation of a GenBank genome assembly.